Molecule: messenger RNA, 1122 nt
Organism: Drechmeria coniospora
Lineage: Eukaryota; Fungi; Ascomycota; Sordariomycetes; Hypocreales; Ophiocordycipitaceae
Exons: 3
Coding region: 1-1122 (373 amino acids)
Source: RefSeq, a predicted model, not a curated record
AUGAAUCGCUCGUUGUUGCUCUUGCUUGCUGCGACCUUUUGGGCUAUGGUCACGACAGCGUUCGGGAUUCGAGGCUCUGCAGAGCGAGCUGUAUAUUAUGCGAUAUACAUUGCUGAAGAAAUUCUCCCCGAGGGAGAUAUGAAAUUUGCCGCGAGCUGCAAAGGGAGUCGCAAAGGUCUCGGCGGUCAGGCAGGCAGGUGCUACCUUUCCGAGUUCUUGGCAUGGAUUGACCGCAAGGACGUCAAGAAGAUCAACUACGACGCUGUAAUGAUUGGUAGCUCGACAACAGAAAUUGGUAAACUGAAAGGAGACUGGGGUAUAAUGGCAGGCAUGUUCCGGGACGACAUUGGGGCGGAGAAGCGAGUGGAAAUAAUUGUCGACUGCAUCGAAGGGUCGGAGUUGAGAGAGGUUAAGAAAGUGAAUCCUCCAAGCGAGAAUGUCCCCCGCUCGUCCAGGCAAUGGGUCGACUGGCUCGCUGCAAAUCCAGAUUGGAAGGAAGGAAUGAAAACUGGAGAACCGUACACCAAAGCAGUCGUGGUUCAAGACAAAGGGGGGGUCAAAGUCAUCCCGUCGGCGAUCAAACCAAAGCCAUUCAGGGGCAACCUCAACUACGAGCACAUUGACGGCAUUGCAAGGGAUGACAGUCCGGCAAAGUAUCAGGAAUUCGUCAAAACUCUAUCUUACUACCAACGGCGACUCAACACAGCGUUUGAGGCUUCCACCGAUGAUACGAAAGAGAAGUUCAAGACCUGGUUUACGACGAUGACAGUGGCAACGGACCGAGUGAUUGAGAUGCGAAAAGGGGACCACUUCAAGAAUGUUUUGCAUGGAAGACCGAAAGAUGCUCGCAGUCCUAGCUUGAGGAAAAUAUUCGGAACAGAUCUUCAGACAGAUGUGAUCAAAGGGUCAUGGGAGAGCUGGGAAGCGCCGAAGCGACAAGCGACUACCGAGGCGGCCGUCAAGUCGGGCAGAUUCAAAACGCUGGCCGAGGCAGAGGAGGCUUUUGAUAAACUCGCGUCCUCACCAAAAAGCAUUGAGCACAUCAAUGUCUUCACCAAUUGGUCAGACACGAGGGGCCGCUACCAAGGCACGGCCGCGGCAUCGGUCAGAAGGUGCCCUUGA